AUGCAACUCCGCGACGUUCUUUCCACUGCUCUGGCUACGGCACCGCUGGCAGUGUCCGCAGCUGGUACACUUGGCUUCGCCGUGGGAAAUACCAACCCCGAUGGCACCUGCAAGACCCAAUCCGACUUCGAAGCCGACUUCAAGGCUAUCCUGAGCAAUACCGAUGCUCAGCUAGUUCGAACCUACUCUUCCUCCGACCAGUAUGGCAAUCCUUGCCACACUCCCUCAGAAGUUCUCCCGGCUGCCAAGUCUGCAGGUAUCAAGGUGUUGUUGGGCAUGUGGCCUGAUGGUGGUGCCUACGACAAGGAGAAGGCGGCGGUUGACGAAGCAGACCCUACAUCUUACGGUGAUACACUGUACGGCAUCACAAUCGGUUCAGAGGGCAUGUACCGAGGCACCUACAACGCCGGCGAGCUUCUAGGUUGGAUUGCAGACAUGCAAAAGUCCUAUCCCAACACGCAGCUUGGGACUGCAGACAGCUGGAAUUGUUGGAACAAUGGCACCAUGGAUUCCAUCAUCCAGAGCGGCAUUCAACUAGUCCUCGCCAAUGGCUUUGCUUACUGGCAAUACCAAGAUAUCUCCAAUGCCACAAAGACCUACUUCGAUGACAUGGCGCAAGCCCUCGGUCACGUUCAAGAAGUCAGCGGCAGCCUGGACAAGAUCCAUUUCAUGAACGGCGAAACGGGUUGGCCAGGCACCGGUGGCUCGGACGCUGGCGCUGCAAAGGCGGGCGACAACAACAUGAAGACAUACUGGCAGUCCGCCGUCUGCGGCAUUUUGGACUGGGGCAUUGACCUGUUCUGGUUUGAGGCCUUUGACGAGCCUAACAAGGCGAACGCCAUUGGUGACAACGGUCAAUCCGCGAGCGAGCAGCACUGGGGAUCUUUCACUUCUGACCGACAGCCCAAGUUCGACAUGCAUUGCUAA
Molecule: messenger RNA, 927 nt
Organism: Cladophialophora psammophila CBS 110553
Lineage: Eukaryota; Fungi; Ascomycota; Eurotiomycetes; Chaetothyriales; Herpotrichiellaceae
Product: glucan 1,3-beta-glucosidase
Exons: 4
Coding region: 1-927 (308 amino acids)
Biological process (GO): carbohydrate metabolic process; cell wall organization
Cellular component (GO): cell surface; fungal-type cell wall; extracellular region
Molecular function (GO): 1,3-beta-glucanosyltransferase activity; glucan endo-1,3-beta-D-glucosidase activity
Source: RefSeq, a predicted model, not a curated record